Messenger RNA from Brassica oleracea var. oleracea, 1651 nucleotides. RefSeq lists its product as uncharacterized. The transcript is spliced from 4 exons. The record is from RefSeq and is a predicted model, not a curated record. NCBI's taxonomy places the organism in Eukaryota, Viridiplantae, Streptophyta, Magnoliopsida, Brassicales, Brassicaceae. Gene Ontology annotation, cellular component: plasma membrane. Bases 79 to 1443 code for a protein of 454 amino acids.
CUUCGUCAUAAUCACAGAAACCAACUCUUCAUCAUUCCUUCGUUUAUCUUCUCGGAUUUCAAAACCUCCCCGGCGUUAAUGGAAUCUCACGGAAACUCAAGCGACAAGCAAUCUCAAUCUCUCUACCCGACUGUCGACAUGUCGAAUCCCGAAGCUCCUCUAAACCCUAGCUCCUCCUCCUCCUCUUCUACUACUAACCUCUAUCCUUCCCUCGACAUGGACGAUCUCGCUCGUGAUCUCUUCCCUGAGCAACCGGAGACGACUCCCGUCCCCGUUUCAGCUCCUCCCGCAGCGACGGAGGAGGUGAUUCUGAAAAUCUCCGGCGCGAUUCUCCACCUCAUCGACAAAUCGUACAGCGUCGAGCUCGCUUGCGGCGAUCUCACGAUAAUCCGUAUAGUUCAGGACGGAAACGUCGUCACCGUUCUCGCUCGUGUCGCCGACGAGAUUCAGUGGCCGUUGACCAAGGACGAGAACUCCGUCAAGGUCGAUGAGUCUCGCUACUUCUUCACCCUCCGACCAACCAAAGAUUUCGGACACGAUCCUAGCCACGAAGACGACGAGGGAGAAGAGAACGAGAUGUUGAACUACGGACUCACGAUUGCUUCCAAGGGCCAAGAGCAUUUGCUGGAGGAGCUCGAGAAGAUCUUGGAGGACUACAGCUGUUUCACGGUGCAGCAAGUGUCGGAAGAGGCGAAGGAAACGGGGGAAGAGGUGUUGGAUGUGACGGUGGCGAGGGAGACGUCUCCGGUGGAACUUACUGGGGAGAGGAAAGAGAUUGUGGAGAAGCAGUGCGCUGCGUAUUGGACGACUCUUGCUCCGAAUGUGGAGGAUUAUAGCGGGAAGACGGCGAAGCUGAUUGCAAGUGGUUCUGGGCAUCUGAUCAAAGGGAUUCUCUGGUGUGGAGAUGUGACUAUGGAUCGGCUCAAGUGGGGAAAUGAUUUCAUGAAACGGAGGUUGAGUAAGGCUGAGAAGGAGAGGGAUGUUCACCCUGACACCUUGAAAAGAAUCAAGAGAGUGAAGAAGAUGACCAAGAUGACAGAGAAUGUGGCAAAUGGUAUUCUCUCUGGAGUCAUUAAAGUUUCAGGCUUCUUCACAAGUUCAGUGGCAAACACCAAAGUAGGAAAGAAAUUCUUUAGCCUUCUUCCUGGGGAAAUCGUCCUUGCAACUCUUGACGGGUUCAAUAAGGUAUGCGACGCUUUUGAAGUAGCUGGAAGGAAUGUAAUGUCUACCUCGUCCACUGUUGCAACCGAACUUGUUGAUCACAGGCAUGGUGGUAAAGCGGCUGAGGCAACAAACGAAGGGCUAGAGGCAGUGGGACAUGCUUUUGGGACAGCAUGGGCUGCUUUCAAAAUCAGAAAGGCUAUUAAUCCCAAGAGCGUUCUCAAACCUUCCACGCUUGCGAAAUCCGCCAUUAAAUCUGCAGCUUCACAAAAGAAAACCUAGUGAAGGGUUCCUGAUGAAGCAAAAACAGACCAUUUGAUGAUGUUUGUGUUGUUUGUAUUGUCUAUUAUCUUUUGAUGUAGGAGUGAAACUGAAUAAUUGUUUGGAUUAGUUGUUGGUCUGAGUGUUUUGUGUGUUUCUCUGAGAAAUCAUAUGAUGUGAUGUAUUGAAAAAUCGAUAAGAGUUUACAAUAUCACAAUGUUAAUAGACA